Messenger RNA from Drosophila grimshawi, 1502 nucleotides. It is a transcript of the gene Arr1, whose product is annotated as phosrestin-2. Gene Ontology annotation, cellular component: cytoplasm. Gene Ontology annotation, biological process: G protein-coupled receptor internalization; signal transduction. The transcript is spliced from 4 exons. NCBI's taxonomy places the organism in Eukaryota, Metazoa, Arthropoda, Insecta, Diptera, Drosophilidae. The coding region runs from base 122 to 1216 and encodes 364 amino acids. Gene Ontology annotation, molecular function: G protein-coupled receptor binding. The record is from RefSeq and is a predicted model, not a curated record.
AAACGACGCGAACAACGCAACGCGGCGUAGUUCGAAAUUGAACAACAAACCAACUACUAACAUCAUUCAAGGCCGGGGAGCGCGAGUUUGGAUAUCGAACGAGAAACUCAACUGCAUCAAAAUGGUUGUCAACUUUAAGGUGUUUAAAAAAUGUUCACCGAACAAUAUGAUCACGCUCUAUAUGAAUAGGCGUGAAUUUGUGGAUUCGGUGACGCAAGUGGAGCCAAUUGAUGGCAUCAUCGUCCUGGACGAUGAGUAUGUGCGUACGAAUCGCAAGAUCUUUGUGCAGCUCGUCUGCAACUUUCGCUAUGGACGCGAGGAUGAUGAGAUGAUCGGCUUACGUUUUCAGAAGGAACUGACACUGGUGUCGCAGCAGGUGUGCCCGCCACAGAAGAAGGAUAUCGAGCUGUCCAAGAUGCAGGAGCGUCUGCUCAAGAAAUUGGGCUCCAAUGCAUUCCCCUUUGUCAUGCAAAUGCCAAACAGCUCACCAGCAUCGGUGGUGCUGCAGCAGAAGGCCAGCGAUGAGAGCCAACCAUGUGGCGUCCAGUACUUUGUGAAGAUCUUUACGGGCGACAACGAUUGCGAUCGCUCGCAUCGUCGCAGCACCAUCAAUCUGGGCAUACGCAAGGUGCAAUAUGCACCCACCAAGGAUGGUAUGCAACCAUGCACGGUGGUGCGCAAGGACUUCCUUUUGUCGCCCGGGGAACUCGAGUUGGAGGUGACUCUGGACAAGCAACUGUACCAUCAUGGCGAGAAGAUAUCGGUUAACAUUUGUGUGCGUAACAAUUCCAACAAGGUGGUGAAGAAGAUUAAGGCCAUGGUGCAGCAGGGCGUCGAUGUGGUGCUCUUCCAGAAUGGACAAUUCCGCAAUACGAUUGCGUUCAUGGAGACCAGCGAGGGUUGCCCCCUCAAUCCCGGCUCCAGUCUGCAGAAGGUUAUGUAUCUGGUGCCCACACUGGUGGCCAACUGUGAUCGCGCCGGCAUUGCCGUUGAGGGUGACAUCAAGCGCAAGGAUACCGCACUGGCCUCCACCACGCUCAUUGCCAGUCAGGAUGCUCGCGAUGCCUUUGGCAUUAUUGUAUCCUAUGCGGUCAAGGUGAAGCUCUUCCUGGGCGCUCUGGGCGGCGAGCUGUGCGCUGAGCUGCCCUUCAUACUCAUGCAUCCCAAGCCCAGCCGCAAGGCUCAGUUGGCAGCCGAGGGCUCAAUUGAGGCCUAAACAUGCAGCUACCUCAACUACAACAGAAUACAAAGUGCAUAUUUAUAGAAGAAACGUUUAAUCCAAGUGUUAUUUGAUGUUAACAAACAAUUGUAAAGCUGAUGUUGCUGAAAUGUUCUGAACUGCAGUCGUCGUAUUUUCCAACAACUAACAACUCUAUUUGCAAUUUAUGUGUGUAUGUGUAUUAAAAAACGCUAUAAUUAUAAAUAUACCAUUAUAUAAUUAUAUAUAUAUAUACAAAGUAUAAAUAUUUAUCUUUGAUAUAAUACAAAUUCUCAACCAAGAA